Messenger RNA from Stylonychia lemnae, 984 nucleotides. NCBI's taxonomy places the organism in Eukaryota, Ciliophora, Spirotrichea, Sporadotrichida, Oxytrichidae. The record is from the annotation of a GenBank genome assembly.
AUGAAAUUAUUUUUCAAUUUGCCAAAUAAAAAGAAGGUUAUACAUAUUCCUUAGCCAAUUGGAGACUAGCAAUUUAUUAGAUUUAUCAUAGAUACCAAUUAAAAUACUGAAGAAAUGAAGUUGAUUAGAUUCAAGAGAGUAUAAUCAUUAAGUUUGUCUGAUUAGAGCGCUGUUAGCUUAGUGUAAAUAACUGGAUUAGAGAAUGGAUUUCUUUGGCUUAGGGUGCUUGAAAUACAAUUUUACAAUGAAGGAAUAACUGAGAUUAUUCAAAAAGGUUUUAAGUUCAAGUAGCUUGAAAAAUUGAUAUUGCAUAAUCACAACCAUUUAAAGUUCUAGAAUUAUUGCCAAUAAUUAUUUGAUGCAAGCAAUGAAACCUUAAGAACUCUAGAAUUUUCUUUAAUCGACAAAUUCUCUAGAAAAGAACAUGACUCUUAUUAUUAAAAUGCUGCUUUUCUACUGGGAUCACUCAACAUGAAUAAAAUACAGGAAUUAUAUGUUAACGUAUCUAGUUAAAUAAUUACACUCUUAAGUCAGAUUGAUAAUAAAUUUAAUGGCAAGCAAUAAAUUAACGAGCUUAAAAUGCCUUUAUGGAAUAUUUUGAGCAUGUUUAAGAAUCUACGAGUUUUAAAAAUAAACUUUCAAGAAAGAUAUGAAGAGGAUUUGAAGUAUUUAGUUGAAAAUACCUUGAGACCAUUGUCGAAUCUAAUUCAAUUGGCAAUAUAUUUUACAGAGUCCAGAAUAGAUGCUUCAUGUUUGCUAUAAUUUCUUGUAGAUAAUCAAAAGAUUUCUUUUUUCGAGAGUACAUUGAAACUAAAUUACGAUAUUGUUUAAUAAUUCUUGAUAAAAAGACAUAGGGUUAUUAGAAUGGUGAGUAAAUUUGCUUUUCUUCCAUUGGAUGAUUACAUGAGAUUAAUUAAAGAGUUUCCUCAACAUUAGCUUGAGUUUAGCUAUUUCUAGCAAGGAGGUUAAAGUAAAAUUAUUUGA